ACUGGCCUCCAUCUGUAGACAGCAGCAACAAGAGCCCCUGGUCGCCACUACGCACUCUGCACCAGCUCGCUGAAUUGCCACCACCGAGGCAGAUACUUCAGGUGCAAGGUCGAACAAAGAAGAACAAACAGUACUGAACGCUGACCUCAAGUGCCUUUAAGCGGCUUUGCAAGAUGAAGAUCUACGGCAUCGUCAUCUAUGCCAACCCGCCAGGCGCCGGCGCAGUGCCCCUGAUCGCAGCAUGGGAUCUGGCCAGCUUCGGCUUCCUCCAGCGAGGCACUGUGCAGGAUGUCAUGGCCUUUAUGAGCAAAACGGUCGCCGAGCGGACACCUCCCACACAGCGACAGUCGGUCCAGGAGAAUUCAUACGUUGCCCACGUCCACUCGCGCCCAGCCUCGGACGGCAUCUGCGGCGUUCUCAUCUCCGACACAGAGUACCCCGUUCGGGUGGCCUUUUCGCUCCUCAACAAGACGCUCGAUGAAUUCAUCAUCAAGUGUCCCAGGGCCACGUACGAAUCAAAGGUUAAUGGUAUCACCACCGGUAGCGUCCACCCUCCGGCCAAGGGCGUCGGCAUCCUGCAGCCAAACGACUUUCCCCAGGCAAACGACUACCUGAUCCGGUACCAGGACCCGAGGCAAGCCGACACGAUCAUGAAGGUGCAGCAGGAGCUUGACGAGACCAAGAUUGUCCUGCACAAGACCAUCGAUUCAGUCCUGCAGCGAGGCGAAGACCUUGACAAGCUCGUCGAGAAGAGCGGCUCGCUGAGCCAGCAGAGCAAGAUGUUCUACAAAACGGCAAAGAAGCAGAACUCGUGCUGCGUCGUCAUGUAGAGUCGAUACCCUCCUAGACCUGCCUUGUCUUUCUCUAUUCUCCCUCUAUUUGUGCACAAUGAUUAUCAUGAUGGACCUAAACGCU
This is a messenger RNA of Acaromyces ingoldii, 915 nucleotides long. Its product is annotated as putative YKT6-snare protein for endoplasmic reticulum-golgi transport. The transcript is spliced from 6 exons. NCBI's taxonomy places the organism in Eukaryota, Fungi, Basidiomycota, Exobasidiomycetes, Exobasidiales, Cryptobasidiaceae. Gene Ontology annotation, biological process: endoplasmic reticulum to Golgi vesicle-mediated transport. Bases 174 to 830 code for a protein of 218 amino acids. Gene Ontology annotation, molecular function: SNAP receptor activity. The record is from RefSeq and is a predicted model, not a curated record. Gene Ontology annotation, cellular component: Golgi apparatus.